GGGCUGACUCAGCGGGCUCGUCACGCGGCGUAAGUUCGGAGUCGCACAAUUAUGAAAAGGCAACCUUCUGCUGGCUCUGGAAAGGAGGCAGAUUUUUCCGACCGAAAUUGGGCUUUCCUUCCACUGCAAACCGAGACCACCGUCGAUAGAUGGCUAAAAGCAACGGAAGGGCUCUUCCUGAGAUUCAACGGUGAAGAGAAUGUCCCAGAAAUCCUGGAUAGAAAACACUUUCACCAAGAGGGAAUGUGUGUAUAUUCUACCAGUUUCAAAAGACCCGCACAGAUGCCUUCCAGGAUGUCAGAUUUGCCAACAACUUGUUCGAUGUUGCUGUGGGCGCCUGGUGAGGCAGCAUGCUGGCUUCACAGCCAGCUUGGCAAUGAAGUAUUCGGAUGUGAAAUUGGGUGAAAAUGAAAUGCCAGAGCUGGAGGAGUGGUCAGUGGAAAAACAUACAGAGGAAAACCCAACUGAUGCUUACGGCAUCAUCAACUUUCAGGGAGGGUCUCAUUCCUACAGAGCCAAGUAUGUGCGACUAUCAUAUGACUCUAAACCCGAAGCAGUUUUACGCCUUAUGCUGAAGGAAUGGCAAAUGGAGCUUCCAAAGAUCGUCAUCUCUGUGCACGGAGGAAUGCAAAACUUUGAUCUGCAUCCUCGUAUCAAACAAGUGAUUGGCAAGGGCCUCAUUAAAGCAGCGGUUACAACAGGAGCUUGGAUUUUAACUGGAGGAGUGAACACAGGUGUUGCCAAACAUGUUGGUGAUGCCUUAAAGGAACAUUCAUCCCGAUCAUCUCGGAAAAUUUGCACAGUUGGAAUAGCACCUUGGGGUGUAAUUGAGAACAGAAAUGACUUGAUUGGAAGAGAUGUUGUUGCACCUUAUCAAACACUACUAAACCCCCUAAGUAAACUAAAUGUCUUGAACAAUCUUCAUUCGCACUUCAUUCUGGUGGAUGAUGGAACAGUUGGAAAAUACGGAGCAGAAGUAAAGCUACGCAGAGAAUUAGAGAAACACAUUAAUCUGCAAAGAAUUCAUGCAAGAAUUGGACAAGGUGUACCUGUGGUAGCCCUGAUAUUUGAAGGGGGACCCAAUGUGAUUCUCACUGUGUUAGAGUACCUGCAGGAGAGCCCCCCAGUUCCAGUGGUGGUUUGUGAAGGAACAGGUCGAGCAGCAGAUAUUAUUGCAUAUAUUCACAAACAAACUGAGGAAGGAGGUGGUUUGCCUGUUGGUGUUGAAAGUGAAAUUAUUUCAACAAUUAAAAAAACAUUUAACUUCAAUCAAAAUGACGCCGUCCAUCUUUUUCAAACCCUUAUGGAAUGCAUGAAAAAUAAAGAACUGAUUACAGUAUUUCACAUUGGUUCAGAAGACCACCAAGAUAUCGAUGUUGCAAUUUUAAGAGCCUUGUUAAAAGGUACUAAUGCUUCUGCAUUUGAUCAGCUUGUCCUGACACUGGCCUGGGACAGAGUGGAUAUUGCAAAGAAUCAUGUUUUUGUUUAUGGUCAACAAUGGCUGGUUGGUUCUCUGGAGCAAGCUAUGCUAGAUGCCCUGGUCAUGGAUCGUGUUGAAUUUGUAAAACUUCUGAUUGAAAAUGGAGUUAGCAUGCACAAGUUUCUCACAAUCCCUCGGCUAGAGGAACUGUACAACACGAAACAAGGCCCCACCAAUCCAACCCUUUUCCAUCUUGUUCGGGAUGUCAAACAGGGAAACCUUCCUCCAGAUUACAAGGUCACGUUAAUUGAUGUUGGCCUUGUGAUAGAAUACUUGAUGGGUGGAACAUACAGGUGUAACUACACAAGGAAGCGUUUUAGAAUUGUUUACAACAAUCUCCAUGGAAACAGCCGGCGUUCUGGACGUCACUCCUCCUCAAGUAGUGUACCUCAACUGCGCAAGAAUCAUGAAUCUUUCAAUAUCAGAGCAGAUAAAAAAGAGAAGACCAGACAUAAUCACUUCAUAAAGACUGCCCAACCCUAUAAACCAAAGCUUGAAACUUCAGUUGACCAGUCAAAGAAGAAGAAAAGCAAAGAAGAAAUAGUUGAUAUUGAUGAUCCUGAAACCAGGCGUUUCCCAUAUCCUUUCAAUGAACUUCUCGUUUGGGCUGUGCUAAUGAAGAGGCAAAAAAUGGCACUUUUUUUCUGGCAGCAUGGUGAAGAGUCCAUGGCAAAAGCCUUAGUAGCAAGCAAGCUUUACCGAUCUAUGGCAUAUGAAGCAAAACAAAGUGAUGUUGUUGAUGAUACAUCUGAAGAACUCAAAGAGUAUUCAAACGAGUUUGGAACCCUUGCAGUAGAUUUGCUAGAACAAUCUUUCAGACAGGAUGAAACAAUGGCCAUGAAACUUCUGACCUAUGAACUGAAAAAUUGGAGUAAUUCAACAUGCCUUAAACUUGCAGUUUCGUCCAGGUUACGGCCGUUUGUGGCACAUACUUGCACACAGAUGCUGUUAUCAGACAUGUGGAUGGGGCGUUUAAACAUGCGGAAGAAUUCUUGGUAUAAGGUGAUUCUGAGUAUUUUAGUCCCACCUGCCAUUCUGAUGCUGGAAUACAAAACAAAGGCAGAAAUGUCACACAUUCCUCAGUCACAAGAUGCUCACCAAAUGACCAUGGAAGACAGUGAACACAAUCUUCAGAGUCCCCCUGAUGAAAUUCAAAUGGAUGUGUUCAAGGAAGUCAGACCCAAUGACAAUAUUGAAAUGAAAAAUGAAGCAGAAUUUCAUAGACCAAGAAGAAUACCAGUUACCAGAAAAUUCUAUGCAUUUUACCAUGCCCCAAUUGUGAAGUUCUGGUUUAACACGCUAGCUUACUUGGGAUUUUUGAUGCUGUACACUUACACUGUUCUGGUGAAAAUGCCAGAAAUGCCUUCACCUCAAGAAUGGAUUGUCAUCUGUUAUAUUUUUACAUCUGCCGUUGAGAAAAUAAGAGAGAUCUUUAUGUCUGAAGCUGGAAAGAUAAAUCAAAAGAUUAAAGUGUGGUUCGGUGAUUAUUUUAAUAUUACUGACACCAUUGCAAUUGUCACAUUUUUCAUUGGCUUUGCACUAAGACUUGGAAGUGAAAGUGUCCUCAUUGCUGGAAGAAUAAUGUAUUGUCUGAACAUUAUAUUUUGGUAUGUGAGACUUCUGGAUUUCCUAGCAGUGAAUCAACAGGCCGGACCUUAUGUAAUGAUGAUUGGAAAAAUGGCAACCAAUAUGUUUUACAUUGUGGUGAUCAUGGCCGUUGUCUUGCUGAGCUUUGGAGUUCCAAGGAAGGCUAUUCUCUAUCCAGAUGAAGAGCCAUCAUGGACCCUGGCAAGAGACAUUGUGUUUCAGCCUUACUGGAUGAUAUUUGGGGAAGUGUAUGCAUAUGAAAUUGAUGUGUGUGCAAAUAAUACAGAAAUCAAGGGACUUUGUAGUGUUGGAGUAUGGCUGACCCCCUUCUUACAAGCAGUCUACCUCUUUGUUCAGUAUAUUCUUAUGGUGAACCUUCUGAUUGCCUUUUUCAACAAUGUAUAUUUGCAAGUCAAGUCCAUGUCCAACAUUGUGUGGAAAUAUCAGCGGUACCAUUUUAUCAUGGCCUACCAUGAAAAGCCAGUUCUUCCUCCACCGCUCAUUAUUUUAAGCCACCUGGUGUCUUUGUGCUCAUGCAUUUGCAGAAAAAGGAAAAAAGACCGGACCUACGGCCCAAAGUUGUUCCUGACAGAAGAAGACCAGAAAAAACUGCAUGACUUUGAAGAACAGUGUGUAGAGAAGUACUUUCAUGAAAAGGAUGACCAGUUUCACUCUGGGAGUGAGGAAAGGAUUAGAGUUACUUUUGACAGGGUGGAAAAUAUGUGCAUACAACUGAAAGAAGUAAGUGACAGAGUGAACUACAUAAAGCGGUCUUUGCAUUCACUGGAUUCCCAGAUUGGCCACCUUCAAGACCUAUCGGCUCUUACAGUGGACACUUUAAAAGCCCUAAGUGCACAAAGAGCAUCGGAGGUCAGCAAAGUUCAUAAUGAAAUAACCAGGGAACUUAGUAUUUCCAAGAACCUUGGCUCAAAUCUUGUUGACAUUAGUUCUCAGAAAUCAUCUGUGCUGAUGAAACACAGCAUUGGUGCAUAUUUUGGGUCCUCAUAUGCUCAAUGUGGAGGUACAAUUUCAGACUCACUCUUUGGCAGCAGCUCUCAACCUGAUCCCAGAGACAGAGAUAAGGUCAACAGGCAGUUUGGUUCAGACCUUACCCCAAGUCCAGAAAGGAAACCCUUUCACAUUCCAGAGGAUAAUACCUCAGAAAGUGCCUUAAUUCGAUAUUCUGUAUCUCCUCCUGAACUUCGGCAUCGAGGGCACACAGUGAUGGAGAGACAGAUGCCCUCUCAAGAACAUUUGAAAACUUCAGACACACCCAACAGUUUGCCAAACAUCUCAUCUCCAACUGCAAAAUUCUAUGUUAGCACACCAUCUCAGCCUAGUGAGUUUAGCCAGUUGGAUUUUGCAACUGAUGGAAGCCAAGUUGUUAUUCCUUGCACAAAUGAAAGCAGUAAUAUUGAAUUUGGGGCAUUUGUGGGUCAUAAAGAGAUCAGAGAUGAACAUGACUCGGGUGCUAAAAGUGCUGCUACCACACUGAAAGAGCCAAGCUUUAGAAAAGAUGCCAAAGAAAUGGGUAGCAAUUAUCCUGAUGGUCAAAUGAGGACAGUCAAUUCAUAUGCUGGAUUUACAGAAUUUGAUAGGAAUCCAGCAGUUCAGCAGACAGAUGCCUCAUUGCUUAGAAAAAACAAUAGAGAGCAAAGCACAGUUUCUGCUGAAAAUAUACAGUAUCAAGAAGACAUCAAAACAUCCUUGUUUCCGGACUGGGUACAAGAACAGUCAGCAGGUGCUGCUGGGCCAGUGCAAACGGGAGACAUGCCUUUAAAUGCCCCCACAAGUCUCUACUCCUCACGACAAUUACUACUUGGCAACAGAAUAUUGGACUCUAUUGGUUCUCCUUUCAAGCCAACACUAGAUGUUAAUUUUCAGUACUCAGCUGUCGAGAGAAAUAAUUUGAUGAGGUUAGCUCAGAGCAUUCCUUUCACUCCUGUACCUCCAAGAGGGGAACCUGUGACAGUUUACAGACUGGAAGAGAGCUCUCCCAAUACAAUAAACAACAGCAUGUCUUCUUGGUCACAGAGGGGACUUUGUGCAAAAAUAGAGUUCUUGAGCAAAGAGGAAAUGGGAGGAGGCCUGCGAAGAGCUUUAAAGGUUAUGUGUACUUGGUCAGAAUAUGAUAUCCUUAAACCUGGACAUUUUUAUAUCGUCAAGUCCUUCCUUCCAGAGGUGAUAAACACUUGGCAAAGUAUUUACAAAGAAGAAACCGUAUUGAACCUUUGUCUUAGGGAAAUCCAACAGCAAAGGGCUGCUCAGAAACUGACAUUUGCCUUCAAUCAAAUGAAGCCAAAGACCAUUCCAUAUUCUCCAAGAUUCUUAGAGGUUUUCUUGCUGUACUGCCAUUCUGCUGGCCAGUGGUUUGCAAUUGAAGAGUGCAUUACAGGAGAAUUCAGAAAAUUCAACAACAACAAUGGAGAUGAGAUUAUUCCCACAAAUCUGCUAGAAGAGACUAUGCUUGCAUUCAGCCACUGGACGUACGAAUACACCAGGGGAGAACUUCUAGUACUAGAUAUGCAAGGUGUUGGUGAAAGCUUAACAGAUCCGUCUGUGAUUAAAAGUGGAGAAAAGGGAUCCCAUGACAUGAUAUUUGGACCAGCUAACUUGGGAGAUGAUGCUAUUAAGAACUUUCGUGCUAAACAUCACUGCAACUCAUGUUGUAGAAAACUAAAACUUCCCGAUCUCAAGAGGAAUGACUAUACUCCAGAUAAAGCAACUCUAAUGCAUGAUGACCCAACAGAAGUGACCAUUCAGCCUGGAACCAGUACCAAAGAGACUAAGCAUUCUAUACGUCUGAUGUUGUGAAUGUCAGCUAUAUCGUGAGUGCGUGUUGAAUGAAUCAUGGACGGAUGUGAAAACCGUCUUCCAUUUCCUUGUGUCCCCCUUUUCUUAAUGGAGUUUGCAAGCACUUGUAGAGAAGGCCUGUGAAUGUGAAGGUGUAUUAAUCUGCACACCUCCUGUUGCAAUCUUCAUACUUUGGAUUUCAAGAGUAGAAUUUUACUUAAAAGUGCCAGUUUAGUGGGUGUACUGCAUGGACUGGAGUCUCCGAUUGCUGCAAAUAAAUCUAGAUAUAGCAGGUCUAAUUUCUAAAGACUGUAUGGUUUUAAAAUUAUGUAAAUUGGACAGUACUUUUACAGAUUUUUUUGUAUAGGCUUAUUAUAUCAAAACUGGCUCUUAACUGGUACAAUCUCAUUGUAUAGAGGGGUUUAGUAUUUAUUAUUAAUUAAAAUGCUGCCUUGUAUAAAGAAAAAAGCAAAGUUGUUUUGUUUUCAAGUGCUUUGUUAAAACAGUUGUCAACAGGAUUACCUGUAGAGUUUAAACUUCUGCAAGAUUUCUGAUGCAGAAUAUAAUCCUGAUUUUUUUUACUCAAUUGUAAAAUAUAUAGAAAUAUGUAUUAUGCUAUUUGUGGUACAUACUUUAUACAUAAAUAUAAACUGAAAAUCUUGUAUGAUAAUGGGCAGAUUGCAAUGCAGCUUUAUCAGAGUAUGUGUAAUUUAAUAGUCCUAUGUUUUGUUGAACUUGGCAAGCAAAACAUAAAAUUGUUCUAAUGGUGAGAAUUUAUAUGUUACAACGAUACUCUUGUCAUUUUUAAAAGUGUUAAUAAAAACUUUUGAAUCUAAUGUAUCUUAUAGAUACAAUUAUUUGGCACGAACAAAAAGGUGAAAAUAUUUUAUGCAGAUGGGGAAUGGUAAAAUGUAUACAUCUGAAAUACAUUGUAAAAAAAUUUUGUAUAUCAUUUAAUCUAAUAAAAUUAUAAUUUUUUGA
Messenger RNA from Erpetoichthys calabaricus (reedfish), 6841 nucleotides. RefSeq names its product transient receptor potential cation channel, subfamily M, member 7 (gene trpm7). Gene Ontology annotation, biological process: calcium ion transport; monoatomic cation transmembrane transport; monoatomic cation homeostasis. Gene Ontology annotation, cellular component: membrane. Bases 200 to 5881 code for a protein of 1893 amino acids. NCBI's taxonomy places the organism in Eukaryota, Metazoa, Chordata, Cladistia, Polypteriformes, Polypteridae. The record is from RefSeq and is a predicted model, not a curated record. Gene Ontology annotation, molecular function: calcium channel activity; ATP binding; protein serine/threonine kinase activity. The transcript has 40 exons.